UUUUGCUGCUCAGGCGCGGCUAGUUUGAGUUGCCAUAGCACAGUGAAGCUGAGAGUUUUCUGUUUCGCAAGAGAUCAGGUGGACCUUUAUCUUUUUGUUACUCAAAGUGCAUUGCAAGUAGUUUUCAUUUUAGACGUUUAGUGCGCGUCUGCAGUGGUUGGAUAUUAACUUUUCAUGGAUGCAUAUAAGAAUAGUUAGCCUUGGAGCUAGCUCGCUAACGCCGAUGGAGAUUUUACCACUUGUUGCUAACGAAGAGGAUCAUCCCACAACAAUCAUCUGAGGGGUCGUCUGUGAAAAUAAAGAAAAAGUACAAAGUGCAAGAUGUAUGUUUUAUUCGGUAGAUGCCUUUAACUUUGAAGACGACAAUGAAAAAGUCUACUUGUCUGUUUACCAUGUCAACAAAAGGUUUGGGGAAGAAAGUUAAAAUCCUGCAGUUUGUGUGUUAAUACGAUUAUCGACCCAUUCAGGAGCUAACAUGGACGAUUAGUUAAACCUCAAACCAAGAAAACAUACUUUGUUUCACGGUUACUUGGGAUGUCCUGCAGUAUGAACACAUCCAGUGAGUCAGAUACAUAUGAGAGGAACCGGGGGCAAAGGGUGAGGGGCCGAAGACAGAGCCGAGACAGAGGCAGAGCGAGAGAUGUCCCAACUUCAGAGAUCUCCAGUAAAAUCAGCACUUUGGCAAAUACUCUACAGAGCACAAGCAAAAACCUGAAUAAAGUUGACCGGAUGCUGGGUCAGUACAGGGAGCACACGGAUGACCAAGCUGAAGCCAUGGCUCUGCUUAGGGAGAACUUGGAGGACUCGAUCAGCCAGCUGCAGGCCCAGCGGCGGAGUGGGCGCCAUGGGACCAAAAGUGCCUCUGCUUCAGCCUCACCUCUUCACACAAGUGACCUAGAUCUCUACUCUGAAUCAGAUAGUCGACAUUUUCACCCCACUUCUCCCUUGAGAGACUACAGGAGUUCUCCAGAAAGAAGAAGGAGGUCCCACUCAAGUGUUCGCUUCAAGGAUGCUCGGCUGACAGGAGAAGAGAUCCAUACUUUACACCAGUCCCUGAGGGAUCUUCGUAGUGACCAGCAGAGACUAGCAGAUGACCUGGGAAGAGAAAUUCUCAGGAGAAAUAGGGCCGAUAUUGACACGCGGCGAGCAAUGGAGAACCUCUCGGAGCAUAUGACAGCUUCACAAAGACAGGAUGCAGUGUCGUCUCUUGUGGAACGCCGUCUGCACGAGCUGGAGCUGGAGAGGGAGAUGACCUCGGAGAAGAGGGUCCCAGAGCGCAGCAGGAGGACGGAGCAGCGGGCGGCCAUGUCCGAGGAGCUUCCAGAACGCCACAAAAUCCAACCCAAUGAAGGAAAUGAGAGCAUCACGGAUAGGUUACUCCAAGUAGAACGAGAAAGGACCAAGAUGGAGGUGGAGCUGGACCGGGCCCGCAGACUUCUGGAGCAGUCGGAGGACAGCAGAGAGACCCUGGUUCAGCAGGUGGAGGACAUGCGCAGUGAGUUGCAGAGGAGCAGAAAAGCCCAGAGCGAAGCGCAGAGGGGGCGUCUGGAGUCGUCACAGCCCAUUGCCCCUCCACAUGGCCCCCACACUGAGAGAGAGGAGAGGGGGGGCGGUGCGGGAGGCACAGAUCGUUCAGACCUGGAGAAGGAGGUGUCAGAGCUUAAAGAGCAGCUGCGCAGAGCCUCUGUGAUGGGGGAGGUGGAGGAGCUGAGGAGGGCUUUGGCUCGUGAAGAGAAGGAGAAGAUGCAACUCUCCUUACAAGUUCAGGACCUGACGUCUGAUCUGGCACGCCGAGAGCAACAGCAACUUCGAAUGCUCGACCAGCUCAAAGAACUACAGGGCUGUGAGAGCGCUGAGAAAAGACAGUUGGAGGAGAUGCUGGAGGAGAGCAAGAGGAGCAGAGACGAGCUGAAGACCAAAGCCCAGGAGGCCAUCCGUCAGUGGAGGGCGAAGUGCAAGAGACUGCAGAAGGAGAGAGAGGAGCAGGCUGUGGGGGAAAGGGAGAGUUCUCAUGUCCAGAUGAAGGCGCUGAGCCAGCAGACAGAGGCAGCCCGCAGGGAGCUGGCUGAAAUCCUAGGCCGCCUCGCCCAUCGGGAAGAAGAGCUGCGGCGCAAGGACGUGGAGCUGUCCGAUAGUCGCCAACGGCAACUGUCUCUGGAGCAGGAAGUCAGGGAGGUACGAGAGGCCUACACCUCUCUAGAGCAGGAGGCUCGUAAUCAGGUGGCCAUCCAUAAACGACUAAAAGAAGAAAACCAAAGUCUGGAGGAGAAACUGGAGUCACAGGCCCGAAGACGACAGAAAGACGAAGAGCAGCACGCGGAGCUCCAAAACACCGUCAAACAGGUCACAUCGUCUCAUGCUCAGCUGGUCCAGAGGUUAUCAGAGGAGGAGAAUCUGAGGAAAGAGCUCCAGAAGUCUCACUCAGAACUCCAGGACAAACUGAGGUCUGUGCAGGAGGAGAGGACCGCUUUGGGACAACAGCUGCAGCUACAGAGGGAGGUGCAUCAGAAAGAACUGGACAACAUGAAGGCAGCGCUGGAGGAGGACAGGUCCAAAAAGGAGAGGGACCUUCAGGACAUGCUCAAACUCUUCACACAGGAGAGAGAUGAGCUACAGAGACACCUGAAAGAAGUCAAGGCAGAUGCAGCCUCCGACAGAGAGCUGUGUGAGGGGCUGCGCAUCAAACUGGACAGGAUGAAAGAUGAGUGCGAUAAACUGGCAGCGCAACUGAGCUCAAAGGAAGAAGCACACUCCCACCUCCAGAGAAAGCACCAGCUCCUGCGAGAAGAACUGGACCACAAAGUCAGGUCAAAUGAAAGGAGACGCACAUCAGAGUCGGAGCUGAUCCUGCUGAAGGAAAAGGUGUCUAAGAUGGAGGAAGAACAAGAGGUCGUGCUCACAGCCCUGGGAGACGAACUGGAUCUCGCCUGCCGCCAACUCCACAAGAACGGAGAAGAUAAACUACAGGCAAUCUUGCAGAAGCCUGGAUUAGUGCGAGACCCCCACCGCUGGUUAGCUGAGACAAAGUCGAAGGUGCGCUGGCUUUGUGAGGAGGUGCGAGAGCGUAACAAAAGAGAGCAGAGUCUGAAGAGGCAGCAUCAGCACACCAAGGAUCAGCUGAAGGCCCUGAGGCACAGCCGAGACUCUGAACAGGCCGAUCUCCUACAGCGUUUAGACCAACAGGAGAAACUACUGCACUCACUCAGCACAGAGAAGCACGAGUUGCUGGAGAGAAGUCGCAGUAAGGAAGAUGAAAUGAGAAGUCUUCAAGACCGAGUCUUUGAGCUCGAGAUGAGCACCAGAGCAGCCCUGGACGGCCUCGAGGCCAUCCCAGAAAAACAGUCUCUUAUGGACAACUUUAAAGAUUUGGAGGAGUCCCAGCGGCAGAGGGAGCAGGUGGAGCAGAGAUACUCCAAAUACAAAGAGAUCGUGUGGGACCUUCAGCACCAGCUUGAUGAAUCCAAACGAAAGAUCCAGGAGUACAGGGAAGAGAAAUUGGACGCCGCAUCUCGAAGCCUGCGUCUGACCACUCUGUCCUCGUCCAUCAAAGACCCUGGCACGUUCCUGUCCGGCUCCCUCAGAUCCGACUCUCUAUCUCUUCCCAAACGCCUGACCACUCUAGACCUGGGGAGCUCUACGGUGAAUGGGACCUUCUCUGAUUAAGUCCACUACAGGAGGACUCUUAAAAAAAACAACGGUGCUUCCUUCUCCUUGUGAGCCUGAUUCUGCCCUCUUCAGGACCAAAACAUAAUGACACUCCACACCACGGCCUUGCACUCAAACUAACCCUAACCCUCCACUACGUCCAAAGAAGAAAGGGAUGAACGAAUGGAAGGACAAUUCAGAGGCAAAGUUUACGGAGGAGUUUUGACACUUUAGAAAAAAAAGUGCACACUACUGUUGAAGUGUUACUAAUUUAAAAGAAUGUAUUUUUAUGUGAAAACUAUGCUGUUACUAACCAAACUUUUUAACUUUAGAAUGCCAAUGUUCUUUGUUUUAUAUUGAUUUCUGACUUGGGCCCUGUAUUACAAAACUAAUUUGGAAUUGGGUGUUGCCAGAUAAUUGGUGUGGAAAAUGGCUAAAAGUCUAAAAGUCCAAUCACAUCAAUAUUUUAAAAAGAUGAAAAGACAAUAUAUUUCAGGUUUUCAAUUCAAAAUGAAGCCAUACUCACAAUCACAAUGACCACUCAGAUGCAAAAAUUUCAGAUUUUAUUUGAGAGUGUAUUUUGGCAGCUCUGUCAGAAUAAUGUACAAACUUUAAGAUGAGAUGUAUUGGUGUUUUUCAAGAAUGUGUUUUUAUAAUAUAUGAGCCAAGAGACAUUUUUUUCCUAUUGAUUACAUUUGUACUUUGCCGUGAAAUAGCCAAAAGGUAAAUGUACAAAUGUCGAACCUGAUCAUUUCUUUUAUUGAUCUGACCAGACCCAAGAACUCAGUGUGUUACAACAAUAAUCUGCAUUAGAACCAUAUACAUUUUACCUUUUUUACCCCCCAUUCGUGUUAAAUAUUAUUAAUCUAUGGAAUAUUGUGAUGCCAUCUGAAACCUGGCAAUGAGAAUGUUGUUAAGAAGAUACUGUCGUCCCUCACUGUAACAUGGUUCACCUUAUGCGGCCUCGCUGUUUCGGGCUGUUUUAGGGAUUGUAGACCAUUGUCAAUCAAUCUGCUCCGUGCCGUGUCUCCUUUCCAGUACAGAAUGCGUCCAGCUUGCCAAAUUUACAUAAAUGUUCGAUCUCUAGCAGUGUGAUUCUGAAGUGCUGUAUGUUUGCGAGUUUUCUCCCCAACAAAACCCAAAAUGUCGACGAAACGUUCUGCACCGACAAAGCUCCUGCGGUCGCACCCAAAAGGCUGAGGAAGAUGCAAAGCACCACACAAAAACUUGGACUUCUGGACAUGCUGAAGGAAGGGAGAAGUUACGCAGCUGUAGGCGCCAUUACGGAAUAAAUGAAUCUUCGGUUCAUUACAUAAAAAAGGAGGAAAAUAACAUAAGGAUGACAGCAGCAAUAAGUUUUCAGAAGGUUGCAAAAAGGAUUGUAACUGUCCUGUCUGAGAAAAGUGUAUAAAGUGUGUGGUGAGGGGUUUUACAGCUUUAAAACAGAUAUAAUAAUUGUAAAAAGUAAGGCUGACUACUUUGCGGGUUAUUUUUAAAAACGUAAUCCCCACGAUAAACGAGAAACCACUGUACACUGAAGUAAUUUGUAGUUAACUUUAAUCCUUUUGUCUCUUGUAUCUUUGUUAUACUUUUGCUAGAGUUAGUAACUGCAUCUAACAACACGGCUUUCAGAAUGAUUAAAAAUUAGGAUUGUCUCCAUAACAAUUAACAAUUUAAAACGACAUAUCCAAAUGGUGAAAAGUCCUCAAAAUGUUGAAGCUGAAAACCUAUAAACACACACAGAUCUGAUUCUCUUUUAUGGAGUUUGCAAACUUCCGAAGCCCAUUUCUCGAGCCGUUUUCCUCUGUUAGGAUCCAACAACCACACAAUUACAAUGUCUGAAUCCCAUAACUAAAAUAUGACUAUAUCGGAACCAGAAACAAAAGCGAUAUGGUUCAAAAGACUAGAAAAGACCAGCUUUGACAAUAGACAAAUCCCACUGGGAAAUCAAACAUGGCGGGUUGAUGGUCACUUUUUCAGAGGAUCCUUCCCAGUCUGCAUUGUGUGAUGACUGGAAAUUCGGGAUGCAUGUAUUUGAAAGUUACACACUGUGGCAUUUCAGGGCCUUAUCUCAUCCAAUAUUGACAUUAAUUUAAAUAAACUAAAUGGCAACAAUAUACAGUAGUUAUAUAUGUGAACCAGCAUAAACCCAGAGUUCACCUCAAACUUACCUUUUCACCCUCAGUAUUUUUGUACUACAGGGCCCUGUUCUCUUUUUGCACAAUAUGCAUUUUAUACUUAUCUCUUCCUCACUUCCUCCACAAUAAAUUAUGCCAACGUUCUCGCCUCCAUUCUAAGGUAACUAUAUUUUAAUAUUCUCCAGUAAUAUGUGUAUUUUAAAAGUGCACUGUAAGGAACUUCUAUUUUUUAUGCGCCACAACAGAUAAAAAUAAACCUGAUGAAGCGCCAUGUCUUAUUU
Messenger RNA from Boleophthalmus pectinirostris (great blue-spotted mudskipper), 6064 nucleotides. RefSeq names its product centrosomal protein of 128 kDa. The transcript is spliced from 26 exons. The coding region runs from base 535 to 3663 and encodes 1042 amino acids. Lineage: Eukaryota; Metazoa; Chordata; Actinopteri; Gobiiformes; Gobiidae. The record is from RefSeq and is a predicted model, not a curated record.